This is a messenger RNA of Thermochaetoides thermophila DSM 1495, 1305 nucleotides long. RefSeq lists its product as uncharacterized. NCBI's taxonomy places the organism in Eukaryota, Fungi, Ascomycota, Sordariomycetes, Sordariales, Chaetomiaceae. The coding region runs from base 1 to 1305 and encodes 434 amino acids. The transcript is spliced from 4 exons. The record is from RefSeq and is a predicted model, not a curated record.
AUGGGUCGAACACCACAGGAAACGCAGGCUGAGUCAGAGGCUCCUACCAAGGACGCCGUACCACAGCCUGGCAAUACUGCCGAUGCCGACGUGCUCGAGGAAGCCGUGAGCAGCCGCACCAAGCUCUCAAGCCCAGUACGCUUUUUUCUGGCAGUCGUUUUGAGUUUUGCGCUUGGGUCACUCGGUCAAGUUGGCCUUCACUAUGCGACUAAGGACGAACUAGCAAGUGUUGCGAAGGACUUGGGGAAGUGGGAGGUUGGACUGCUGGCAGCGUGGAGGCUAGUCAUGCUGGCUCUUUGCUGGCUUGGUGACUAUGAUGGAUACGAUUCUGCUGCCCUUGCGUUGCUCUCGCAUGGCCCGACUGCUUUCCUUGUCUCUGUCUUCUACGGCAUUCGCUCCCUGACGGCCGGCGCCUAUCUCUUGGUCGACAUCCUUUCCACAUCUCUACCUUUCUACCUCCUCCGGCGUGUCAGCGGCGCCCAUUCUGCCGCGCCGGGCACUCCCAAUCGUGAAAUUGUCACCGACAAGACCAUCUUGGCGCUCACCUCCUUGCAGGCUGCCCUCAUCUACAGUGUCGUUCUGUACCUCGCUACUCGCUAUUUCCUGCCGCAGACGCUCGUGCUGUACUUCACUGGCAUCCAAACUGUGCGGCCCAAGGCUGAGGACAUGUUCCUCGGACUCGGCAGUCCUAUGGUACAAGUUCUGAGUCUCCUGUUCGGCCUGGCGGCGAGGACGUUCAUCUUCUCGCCGACGGUCACAACGCCAAGAACAGAGGAGGAUGAGAAGAAUGAGGAGUUUGACCCCGUCAACGCCACGCUUCGGGAGACGGUAAAGUGGAACCUGUGGGGUUACACCACACAGACGAAGGUGUCGCUGAAGAGGACUGCGACUGCGAUGUUGGUUACAGGACUGGGCACGGUGCUUGAGACGGGGCUAGUGUUGAAGGGUGUUGAACCAUAUGGUGCAGUUGUGUAUGCAGGAGUUUGGGUUGCGGCCGCGUGUGUCACGGGGUUGGGGUUGAGGUACAUAUUUUUCGGCAUCAUGGCAGAUUUGACGCGCGUUUAUGCCAGCCGCGAGUCUGGUCAGCCCUUGCCGACGGCAGCAAACGAUCGAAAGGACUGGGUUAGCGGCCAACACGAUGCCAAGACCCAGCUGAAGGCUGAGCAGCCUUGCGGGUGGAUCAAGGCAAGGCGUAUUUGGGUGCUUGUUGGCGCUUGCGAGAGGGGCGAUUUCCUUGAUCGGAUGAUGCAUCAAGAGCAGCAUGGCAGCGAUGGAGCCCAGCAGUAUCAGCCGCAGAGCGGCUGA